Molecule: messenger RNA, 1145 nt
Organism: Acipenser ruthenus (sterlet)
Lineage: Eukaryota; Metazoa; Chordata; Actinopteri; Acipenseriformes; Acipenseridae
Product: mitoregulin-like
Exons: 2
Coding region: 171-341 (56 amino acids)
Biological process (GO): positive regulation of mitochondrial membrane potential
Cellular component (GO): mitochondrial inner membrane
Source: RefSeq, a predicted model, not a curated record
CGUGUAUAUAAUACACGUUUCAUUGACGGAUCUGUGGUCUGUGAUCCAAAAACAUAUUUUGAACCUUAAGAGUCCCUGUAGAUGCCAGCUGUAUUUUUUUAUCACGUGGUGAGGAAGAGCGGACUCUCCUUCGUUUGGUUUCCAGCUCUUCUGAAUUCUGAAAGGUGAAGAUGGCUGAGGUAUCAGACAGGACGCUGCAGGUUGCAGUGCUAGUUUCCUUUGCAACCGGUUUUCUUGCAGGAUGGCAAGCCAACAGAAUUAGAAGGCGGUUCCUGGAUUGGAGAAAGAAAAGACUACAAUCCAAACUUGCUGAAACGCAAAAGAAACUGGACCUGUCAUAAAAAUGAAACUUAAACUCAGUCCUCGUGCUUAGUUAAGGUCAUACAAGCUUUGUGAACAAACUAAAAACAACUGAAAACAACUGAAAAUGGACGAAAACAUGCAACCUUUAAACAGUAUUCACAGAGAAUCUACAACAUGGAACAAUUCAACCUUUUUACACAAUAAUGUUUAUGAAAAAGGAAAAUGUUGGAGCCAUAGACUUCACCAAGUCCUAAUAAAAAUAUGUUUUUGUAAAGUACAAAAGAAAAUGCUGUUUUUGAAACUGAAAUGGUAUGUUUUGUGUAAUUAUUGAAAAACAUGAAAUAUUUUGUUAGAUUGCCUAUUGUUUCAUAAAUGUGCCUCGGAAUGAAAUUAUAUUCAAACCAAAAAAAAAAAAGAGAAAUUGUUUCUUUUUUUAUUUGUAUACUAUUUUUGUGAAUUGACCAUUUUUACAUAACAGUUGUAUAUGGAUAUAUAAAUAAAUAUACAUCUUUCAGGUGAGCCCACGUAUAAGUAUAAUAUUACAGUAAACUUCAAGCUAAAUAUUUUAUAAUGUUGUAUCAACAUAGCUGUCUCCAGAUGGUUCCACAGCAUCGACUAAUUGAAUGACGUGUUAAAAGUUUUAUCUUGGGGAAACUUGGGCCAAAUGUGUUAAAACUAUGCAUGGCAAUAAACAUAUUGUGACACAUGAUUAGCUGAGCUCUUAAUGCUAUAAAUUGGGAACCACUGUCUGAUUUCGAUGAAACUAUGCAUGCAGGUAUUGAUACAAAAUGCUUUUCUAUGAUACUGACAUCAGUACUGUGUUUACUGAAACACGUUUUAAG